Molecule: messenger RNA, 783 nt
Organism: Thermothielavioides terrestris NRRL 8126
Lineage: Eukaryota; Fungi; Ascomycota; Sordariomycetes; Sordariales; Chaetomiaceae
Exons: 5
Coding region: 1-783 (260 amino acids)
Source: RefSeq, a predicted model, not a curated record
AUGCGGACCAACCAGCCAGACUCCACCACAGAUGGCCACCCGCCCUCCACGGACCUUGUCCAACCAGCGUCGGCCGUCCCUGUCCCGAUCCCCGACGGGGGCAACGGCCCGAUCGGCGAUACGUCGUCUGUGCCCGCCGCCCUCGAGACAUCAAGCAGUUCUGGGUUUCCCGGCCACGGUGACUUCAGUCUCUCCUUCCUAGAGGAUCCAGCCAUUCCCGCACUCGGCUACCCGACGACCUACCAAACGAUAACAGCUCCCCCAGAUGCCUACAGGCAAGCACCGGACCCUCAUGUCGCGGACAAUGGCAUAGCGUCUGUGAUCGAUGGUUCUUGUGCCGGGGCCGUGUUCGACAUAUCCGAACCCAGCAUAGCCCAUCAACCUCAAGAUGUCCAGCUACCCCAUGGUCUUGACAUGAAUUUCGCCACCUCGGACCUCGCUGGCUUCGAUCCCAUCGGCUUCAGCUUCGAUCCAGCCAUUUUCAGCUUCGGUUCCCCAGAGGAGAAUCCAGUCGCACUUCUGCCUGCCGAGGACUCGUCGAUCCGGCAUGGCAUCGGUAACAGUGGGCCACCCAGCCCUCCUCUCCUGUGCGGCUUCGACGAUGUGGGCAGUUCUCCAAAUGGGGAAGGAUUGGCGCAGUACUCUGGCGACAACUCGGUCACCGAUUCCUCUCUCGCCGGACGCGACAGCCACUCACCCUCCUGGUCGGCCGCCCGCUUCAACACCAGCUCUCGUGUCGACGCCAUCGUCCUUAAACACGCAUCCCCCUCCCAAGAAGAAUAA